UACAAUAAUGUGCAGAUAAAAGUUAUCACUCAAAAAAUACAUUUACACCCACCACAGCAAAGACCCCCAACAAUGCUCAAACAAACAACCCACAUCCUCAGAAAACCCCCAACCAUCACCACAUAUCCAAUCCACCAUCUACGGAACCUACAAACAACAACCCCUCGAACAAUGUCCCUCCUGCCACACCACCCCCGACCCGUCCCCUCCCUCCUGCGUGCCUUCACCGAUUUAGACAACUACCUCACUAGUACAUCCACCGCUGCAGACUCCCUGUUCCCCAACUCCCCGCGCUUUGACCUCCGCGAAACCAAAGACGCAUACAUCCUAGAUGGCGACCUGCCCGGCGUCAAGAAAGAAGACGUCACUAUUGAAUUCAGUGAUCCCAGCACGAUGAAUGUCAGGGGUCGCAGUGUGCGCAGCACCGAGGGGGAGGAUGGGAACUGGUGGUUCUCGGAACGUGCGAUGGGGGAGUUUCGUCGCUCGUUUAGUUUCCCGGCCAAGGUGGAUCGGGAGCAUGUGGAUGCGAAGUUGACGGAUGGGGUGUUGUCGAUUCAGGUGCCGAAGGUGGAGGAGGAGCCGGAGGAGGAGAGGAAGAUUGUUGAGAUCAAGUAGUAGCUACAUUCUUUGAAAGGGGGUAGGUAAUAUUGGGGUAGUUGCGUUGGUACAUUUGUUGUGUAUAAUACAGGUUUGAUUGAUUGUGCUUCUUCCAAGUUGCGAGGGAGGGAUGAUAUUGUUUGUAUGUAUUAGCUGUUCUUUGGAAGGCUGGUUGAUAUGUAAUACGUAUUGGGAAAGAACGUGGUGAUCAACUGUGGCUACAUUGCUAUUGUAUAUAGUGUGUAAUAUCUCUAUCGAACAUAUGUAACUGGAAAUGAUUUGGAGAAGCUGCAGCGGCCUAAACCAUCGUGAGGGGUGGAGCGUGAGUGAGACACAACAAGAAAAAUGACAUCAUUAGCAGAUCCCACUAACACGCCAAGCAUGCCGGUGGAGAAUGGCUCGGGGCACACAGAAAGGAAUUGAAAAAAAAAGCAAAAAGAGAUGGUCC
Molecule: messenger RNA, 1045 nt
Organism: Aspergillus welwitschiae
Lineage: Eukaryota; Fungi; Ascomycota; Eurotiomycetes; Eurotiales; Aspergillaceae
Product: Hsp20/alpha crystallin family protein
Exons: 1
Coding region: 73-615 (180 amino acids)
Biological process (GO): protein complex oligomerization; response to heat; response to hydrogen peroxide
Source: RefSeq, a predicted model, not a curated record